This is a messenger RNA of Nothobranchius furzeri (turquoise killifish), 3187 nucleotides long. The record is from RefSeq and is a predicted model, not a curated record. NCBI's taxonomy places the organism in Eukaryota, Metazoa, Chordata, Actinopteri, Cyprinodontiformes, Nothobranchiidae.
CUCUCUCUCUCUUUCUCUCUCAGACUAACUCCUCACUGCUGGCGCUCAUGGGGAUCCGACUUGACGGCCUGAUUCCUGCGAUUGUUCUUCCCCUGCUCCUAACAAUGGUCCUGUUUCUGGGUCCACUCAUGCAGCUGGCCAUAGACUGUCCCUGGACCUUCAUAGAUGGGAUUCGAGUGGCUUUUGACCCUAGCUUCUGGAUGCUGUGCCUCGGUGACAUGCGCUGGUUGAGGAACCAGGUGGUGGCCCCGUUCACAGAGGAGCUGGUCUUCAGGGCUUGUAUGUUGCCCAUGCUGGUGCCCUGUGCUGGUCCUGCUGCUGCCAUAUUCACCUGCCCCCUGUUCUUUGGUGUAGCUCACUUCCACCACGUCAUAGAGCUGCUGAGGUUCAGGCAGGGGACGAUGUCGGGGAUCUUCAUCUCAGCAGUGUUCCAGUUCUCCUACACAGCUGUUUUUGGAGCCUACACCGCCUUCAUCUUCAUCAGAACAGGUCACCUGAUAGGUCCGGUUCUGUGUCACUCCUUCUGUAACUACAUGGGUUUCCCAGCCAUCAGCGCCGCUCUGGAACACCCGCAGCGCCUCACCGUUCUGUCGUCCUACCUUUUGGGGGUCUUCCUCUUCUUCCUGCUCCUCUUCCUUUUCACAGACCCCUCCUACUAUGGAAUGCCCACUCCCGUCUGCACCCUCACCUCCUCCCCAAGUUCCCUCUGCCUCUCUUGAUCCCAUCACCUCACACCUCCGGGGUUGGUUCUGUCGGGUUGUGUGUGUGUGUGUGUGUGUGGGGGGGGGAUUUAUGUUAGAAGGUCACACCUGAAUGAGAUUCCUGCUGAUCCAAGGAUGAGCCUAACUCCAGAGAUGUGGUGAGAGGUCCUGGUGCUGGUGGAGCCGUUGGUGGGCCGGUCCAGUGGUGUCCUGCAGCCAGUUUGAUUUCAUCAGAACUUCCGUGGACUGAACCCAGUUUUUCAGUGACCACGUCUGUCUUUAGUUUAUUUUAGUGGAACCGUUGUUUAGGUCCAACAAGCCCUAACGGCGUGACGCCCAUCAGCCCAACAGAAGACGCAGCCGUCUGUAGAAGUUUGGUAACGGCGUGUCAGAACCAGGAUCUGCAGAGGGCAUUCACCCUAAACGGGUCCUUCCAGAUGCUGCUGGACACUUAUCAGUGAAGCUCCUGCUGAUCAGGACACACCUGAUGGAAGGAAGUCCUCCAGCUGGAGCUCCAGAGUAGAUCUGACCUGUUGAGUUUCAGAUCCUCUGAUGAAGCUGAAGCUUCAGAGCUGGGCUGCUAAAGCCGGGUUUAUCUGGUCAGUGUGACAUCACUGGUGUUCUGCUGUGUAGAAGUGGGUUAGGGGUUUGGUCCCUAGUGCCCAGGAAGUUUCAAUGGAACCAGAACUUCCUUCUCUACUGGACCCAGCUCUGCUAGUCUUCUCCCUGCUGAGACCUUUCUGCUGUUCCAGCCCACAGGAACAGAAGAUGAUGAGCUGUUGCUAGACUGUCCUUCUAGGUGCACAUCAGUACUUGGUUCCAGACCAGAACCGUUCCUCGUGUAAAGAACUCGGGUUCUGUGUGAGAUUCUCAUCAGAGUUCCAGCGUUUAGCAGCAUGACGACCAAGCAAGAUGGUCUGGUGGAGUUCAUCCACGAGUCCUGACACGCACCAACUCAGAGGCUCGUCGUUCGUGUGGAAAUGUGAUCGUUUUGAGAAAAAUCUUGACUUUUAUUUUUCCAGUUUAGGUUUGACACCGCGUCACCUGUCUGGUGUUCCGCUCGUCUAAACUCCUCUACGGUCCCGAGAGCUGGACCAGGUCCUGAAGUGCGCUCUGGGGUUAAAUGGACUUGAAUAGCUUAAGAAAAAUUAGCAGGAAGGAUUUUCUCAACAAGUCAUCUGUCGAUGUAAGCACACCCCCAGAUGAACUUUGACCCUCUUCCUGGUUGGUGCGUGUUCAUGAGGACUCCUGCACAGGCCCAGGAUCAGGUCUGAUCCUGAGACUGACAUGGCUGCAGCAAGAGGAACCUGUAGUGUCUGAUAAACUCUGGCUGGACUGUUCGACGUCCCUCUGUCUGAUUGGGUGGACCGUGCGCUACCAGAAGCUGCCAGCAGGGGGUGCUGAGGACCUCUCCACACAUCACAUGGAGCUCCUCCCGCCUCUUUGGGACGGCCUGGUUCUGUCCCAGGCUGAUGGUUGAACCAUCCGGUAACUGGUUGGCUCCGGGUUUAUCGGUUCCGGUCUUCACCUGAGUCAACUUGUGGAGGCUGGUUGACCUUUGACCUUGUGGUUCAGUCAUGGACAUAAAGUUGUUAAGCCAGGGCUCUGGGCCGUCAGCAGAACCAGCAUCUCUCCCUGAAAGCGUUUCUCCUCAUCCCUGUGAUGGACUAGACCCAGUGGGUAGAGUAAAGCACCCCCCCCCCCCCCCCACACGCACACACGUUAGAGUGAUUUAGUUCAUGUUCUGAAGGUUGUUUGAUGAAAGCUUGAUUCUAAGAAGUUCUGUUUGCUGACUGUAGUUUGUGCUUCUUCCGGUUUGGUUUUGAUGAUCCUGAUCGGAACCUCCAGCCAUCUGGAAGAGGAGAUGUUUGUGUGUUUAGUUCUGGUGCCAUCGUGGUCGCUAACACCCCCCCCCCCCCCACUUCCCCCACCCCCCGUGCGCGUUUGUCCAUUCAGUCCUGCUGCUGUCUUCGUUUCUCCACCUCCAGCAUCUUCUUUGCCCUGGUUCUACGCCGGCGGCAGCUUCACAGUAGCGGCGUUUGGCGUUUUGCAUCCUGAGCUUCACCUGACCGCAGAGAUACUUUAUAAGCCACUUUCUAAAAUCAUCAGCCGACAGUCUGCGCAUUAGCUGCUGAAGAUGCAGAAGCUGCUAACGAGUCAGUGACACGCAGAAACCGAUGUCUACGCAAACAGCAGAGUCUAUUUUUGGGCAUCAGUAUUUUAACACACAUGAGACUUUCACACGUUCACCUUCAGGACAGACGUGGUUCCUCUGAUGUUUAUAUCAAGCACUAUAUUUUUUAAUGAGAUCUAUUUUGGUGACAGUGUGUACAGGUGUGUGUGUGUGUGUGUGUGUGUGUGUUUUAGGCUUGUGUUCUACUUGUGUAACUUUAAUUAGAGACUGCUGAACAGAUUUGACAAUCUUUUGUAGAGCAUCUGAAAUCACUGCUGAAUAUCUAUUUGUAAAUAAAGAACGUAAUUUUAUA